AUGCCAGUAAAAAGCGAAAUACUAACCGCUGCUGCUGCUGCUACCGCCGCCGCCGCCGCCGCCGCCGCCGUCGUUGCCGCCACCACCACCGCCACCACCACUGCACUGUGUCGCAAUUUUCCUACAGAAAUUCUAACAGCAAGUCGGAGGCAAAUCCGAACGAGAGUGCGAUCCGUGAAUCGCUGGGUUGAAAAGCAACGGGGGAAACGAACGAGCGACGGUGAACAACGGUGGGCACAGAACGGAGAAGAAAAGUCCUCGGUGGUGGCGAAGUGGCAGCGUGCACGCAUCGUUCCCAGGAAGGCUGAGGAGGCCACGGCUUGUCGAAGAAGCUAAUUAUAAAGAAGAUCGCAAGAAUACUCACUUUAUGUGUUUAAGAAUACUCGGAUGGAAUGUCGAAAUAGUAAAAAACAAAGACGAACAAUGGUAUGUAUGGAAAAGUUGGAAUGGAAACCCAAAAGAGGUCCGAUUAUUAAGUUUGGUGCAGACGUCCGUACCUCAGAAUGAAGCGGAACUUCAGCUGUACAGGGUGAUGCAACGUGCCUCUCUGUUGAGCUAUUACGAUACACUUCUGGAAAUGGGCGGUGACGACGUGCAACAAUUAUGCGACGCCGGAGAAGAAGAAUUUCUGGAAAUUAUGGCGCUCGUUGGUAUGGCAAGCAAACCCCUCCACGUCAGACGACUUCAGAAAGCUCUGCAAGAGUGGCUGACAAAUCCUUCGCUCUUCCAAACGCCAGUGGUGCCGACAACAGCCGCGUGCAAAGCUCCUACUGGCAUAGGAUUCCCCUGCGUGAGUCCUAGGCCGCAAGUGCAGAAUCUUCAAGGUUUCACGACGACCACGCAAACACCAACUCCUACGCCCUACGUUUCAUCGCACGUGUCCCUAACACCGUUACCAUGUAGAAGUACCAGCCCUAUUGUGUCUGUUACAAGUGUAACAGCACCGGUGGCCUCGACGACGUUUCGGCAAAGUCCAAGCCCCAAUACACCUCUGCCUUACGCUACUUCCCACAGUCCUGGCGUAUUACAGGUAGGAACAUGCGAGUCGUCUUGUGGAAGCGGUACAACGCCAAGUCCUAGUGGCGGUGGUGGUGCACCUGCGAGUCCAACGCAACCCACGCCAACCCUGUUGCAAUCUCAGAUACAAAGACUUGCAGAGGCGGCUGAGAGACUUGCAGCUACUAUUCGACCCGUGGACCCAAAACCUCAUAAUGUUAAGAAAAAGAUUUGCAAAAAUUUAGAAAUGGUGAUGGCUAUGCCUGAUAGCGAUCCACGUAGAAUGGAGGAAAUUCGAAAGUACGCAGCAAUUUAUGGAAGAUUUGACUGUAAGAGGAAACCAGAGAAACCACUGACACUGCACGAGGUGUCAGUGAACGAGGCUGCUGCACAAAUUUGCAGGUUCGUACCUGCCCUACUUACUAGAAGAGAUGAACUUUUUCCUUUGGCCCGGCGUGUUGUGAGAGAUUCUGGGUAUCAUUAUUCAAAAAAUCAUUAUUUGUCUGUGUCGAGAGCACGUGAAAACGGCGAAGAAAACGAAUCCGAGCGUACAAAACGGCAAAAGCUCGAGCUUGAGGGUGAGAACGAAGAUGCGACGCAGUCCAGUUUGGAGGAAGAAGAAUAACAAUGGUAUGUUCAGUGCGAGUAUCGAGGAGAUCAGCGACUCUGAUAGUCAACUCUCAUUCUCGAACGAGGAGUCUUCAUCGAUACACGUAAUAGCUUCGCGGGGCGACAACAUAAUCGCUGUGGCAAAUCCUGCAUUAAUGGAGUGUAAUCAUCCCAUAAAGGAGGAACCAACGGAUGAGAAACCAACGCUGUGA
This is a messenger RNA of Heterotrigona itama, 1817 nucleotides long. The record is from the annotation of a GenBank genome assembly. Lineage: Eukaryota; Metazoa; Arthropoda; Insecta; Hymenoptera; Apidae.